GUCUGUUCGCAACCGUCACCAUCUCAGACACUACAGCUACAGUAACCCACGUCUACUGACAACCACCACCACGAAAGGCGGACAGAUACAAGGAUGUCGUUCUUUAAGCACCUGGCAGAAAAGGCACACGAAGGCGUCGUCCGCGCGUCGGAUACAAUUGAAGGCCUCGUUAAUCCUGACCAUCGUCACGAUGACGAAGAGGAAAAAAUACAAGAUCAGGUUCGGGCAGAAAUAUGUGCUUCGCAUCGCUUCAACAGCUUUGCGGGUGAAAGGUCACAGAAUUUCGUGAAAUGGCAUGUCGAUGGCCACGAUUAUAUGUAUGCGCUAUCCGAAAUUCUUGACAGUGCAAAAGAAUGUAUAUUCAUCCUCGAUUGGUGGCUCUCUCCUGAGCUCUACUUGCGUCGUCCACCUGCCUACUUCCCGGAAUGGAGACUUGACCGACUCUUGAAACGGAAAGCCGAACAGGGAGUAAAGAUAUAUGUAAUUGUCUAUAAAGAGGUUACGCAAACGAUGAAUAUGAGUUCUCAUCACACGAAGGAAACUCUAGAAGCUCUCCAUCCGAACAUUGCUUGUAUGCGUCACCCAGACCACAUCGGUUCCAGAGAUAACGUAGAAUUCUGGUCGCACCACGAAAAAGUCGUAGUCGUCGAUAACCACCGCGCCUGUAUCGGCGGUCUCGACCUCUGUUUCGGUCGUUGGGAUACACACACUCACCCACUCGCCGAUGCACAUCCAACUGAUUUCUCUAAGACACUGUUCCCCGGACAGGAUUAUAAUAAUGCGAGGGUGUUGGAUUUCCAGCAGGUGGAUAAGUUUGUUGGGAAUGCUGUUAGUAUACUUGAGACGGCUAGAAUGCCGUGGCAUGAUGUGCAUAUGACGCUUACUGGCGAUGUCGUUCUUGACAUCGUUCAACAUUUCGUAGAGAGAUGGAAUGAGAUUAAGAAGCGCAAGUACAAUGGCAGCAAUGACCAGCGGUACGACUGGCUCGCCCUCCCGCACAACAUCGACGUCUCACCAAACGAGGCAGUCGUCCGCCACCCGCAUCGUGAAGCCUGGCACCGAAUGGGCCGACGCUUCCGUCAACGUUUCCACAUGCCCGAAGGUGAAGACGACGGAGCAGAUCAGGACAUCUAUCCCCGUCCACCGACUGGGAACUGCCGCGUACAAGUCGUUCGGAGCGUGAGCGAUUGGAGUCAUGGAGUGCUUACGGAGCAUAGUAUCCAAAAUGCUUAUAUUCAGUUAAUUAUGGAGGCGAACCACUUUAUCUAUAUAGAGAACCAAUUCUUCAUCUCGAACACUGUCGACAAAGGACCCGUCAAGAACCUGUUAGCAAAGGCUCUCGUCGACCGUAUCCUCAUGGCAGCUCGCGACGGCAAGAAGUUCAAAGUCGUCAUUGUGAUUCCAGAGGUACCUGGUUUUUCAGGAGAUAUCAAAGACCAGACUGCGAUUAAGACGAUCAUGGCUGCCCAGUAUCGCACUAUGAACCGAGGAGGGUAUAGUAUUUACGAAGCGGUUCGUAGUAAUGGAUUUGAUCCAGAGGAGUAUAUCAAGUUCUACCAUCUUCGGUCGUAUGAUAGGAUCAACGCUCCGUAUUCUUCCUUCAUCAGCCAAAUGGAGCAACGCAGCGGCGUCUCCUUCUACCAAGCACAAGUCGCACUGGCCAGACAAUGGAUCGGUCAACCCAUGUCAGGUGAAAAAGCACAAGACAAAGUCAUCAUCAAAAAACCAGAGCCAACAGGCGAGGGUAUGGUACUCAGCGAGAAGACGGAAACAAAGACAGAGGAAGUGCCACUCCCGGCCACUGAAGAAGACGCACGUCAGAUUAUUGAGCGAUUCGAAUAUGGUGCGUAUGAUGUACGUGGGGAUGAGGAGGUCUCGGAUACUGUGUCCCAGCAUAUGUUGAACGACCGUACGAGCCUCUUGGAUGAGAAGUGGUUGGGGACGGAGGACGAGGAACUCGGAUGCUAUGUAUCGGAAUUACUUUACAUUCACUCAAAGGUCAUGAUAGUUGACGACAGGCGUGUCAUCAUGGGUUCCGCGAACAUUAAUGAUCGCAGUCAGAAGGGAGACGGCGAUUCGGAAAUUGCUUUGGUCGUCGAAGAUACCGAUAUGAUUGAGACGACUAUGGAUGGUAAUCGUUAUAUGGCAGCUCGUUUCGCCGCCACUCUGCGCCGCAGCCUCUACAAAGAGCACCUCGGCCUCAUUCCUCCUCAGAUCUGCAAUAGCCGAGAGGAAGAAGCCACCUCCAACAUGCGUCCCGCACCGAUCCCCAACGAUGACGAAACUGCUACAAGAGAAGACGAGCUCGUCGCUGACCCGCUGGCAGACGAAACACUCGCACUAUUUGACGGCACUGCGAAGAAGAAUAGAGGUAUCUUCACGGAGAUUUUCCGUACAGUGCCCUCGAACCUCGUGCGCGAUUAUAAGUCCUAUGACAAUUUCGUUCCGAAAGUCAAGACUGGCCACGUCGUCCCAGACGUCCCACUCGAUCGCGUCAAAGCCCGACUUUCCGAAGUACGCGGCUCGAUCGUCGAUUGUCCUCUCGACUUCUUGAUCGACGAGAAGGACCUCGUGGAUAAUCCCGACUGGGAUGGACUUAACCCGACUUUGCCUAUUUACAUCUAGGUUGGGAUGUUCUCGCCUUUCUUUCUUCGUCUUUUCUUGACGGCUGGAGUUGAGACAAUUGACUUUUUUAAGGAAUGAACGGAGGUGUAAAAUGCAGGAAGGAUGCUUUUUUUUGACACUGUUACUUCUAUAGGAUUUCAACAAUCUAAAUUUGACUAUUGUACCGAAGAUCUUGUGUAUUAUAUGAAGC
Molecule: messenger RNA, 2815 nt
Organism: Fomitiporia mediterranea MF3/22
Lineage: Eukaryota; Fungi; Basidiomycota; Agaricomycetes; Hymenochaetales; Hymenochaetaceae
Product: phospholipase D
Exons: 24
Coding region: 94-2625 (843 amino acids)
Biological process (GO): intracellular signal transduction; cell motility; phosphatidic acid biosynthetic process
Molecular function (GO): D-type glycerophospholipase activity
Source: RefSeq, a predicted model, not a curated record